CGUCUCAAACUAACUUAACGACGAAGCCCUCUCUCUCACUCACUCACUUUCCUUUAUAUAUACUACACCUCCACGCCCAACGACACAACACAACCAACUCUCAACAGAACAACAAGACAUGGAUUGGUUCUCAUGGCUGUCGAGAACAAAUCUCGAACCAUGUCUCAUCCACGAAUACAGUCUUUCCUUCUCCAAGAACGAGCUCGAACACGAAGACAUUGCUUACUUCAACCACGAGUUCCUCCAGAGCAUUGGCGUCUCCAUCGCCAAGCACCGUCUCGAGAUCCUCAAACUAGCUCGUCGUGAACGCAAGAGAUCAUCUCCUCUUCUCACCUCUCGUUCCAUCUCCAGAGUCGUGGUUGCCAUCAAGAAAACAAGCAGGUGUCUCUCCGAUCACGUACGCGCGUGGAUCCGCUGCGAGGAAGAAGAGUCUUCUCGAGCUCUGGUGCUUGUACCGAAGAGAAGCAGCAGCGGCAGUGGUGGGGUUGGGGUUGGUAAGUGGAGAGGAGGGUUUUUGAAGUCCAGGAACAAGAGAUCUGUGACGCCGAGCAACGCAAAUGGUGGAGGAGUUCAUAAGCAGCAAGAGAUGUUGCUGUUGACUAAUGGGACUCCUUGUAGAAUCGAUAGCUUCUCGAGUCCUAUGGUUUUUGAUUACAGUUUCAAGGAGGAGAUGGUUUAUAAGGAGAACAGCCAAGAUACUUAUCUUGAAGAGAUCAAAUGGGACUCCAUGUUUCAGAAUCUGAAACCGACUUGAAGUUUUGUUUCUUUUUUUUUUGUUUCUUGAUGGUGAGAGAUGAGGUUUUAGUGUUCGUUCUUCCACCAGAAGUUUUGCAUCUGUUCUUGUGCUUUUCAGUGUGUGUGUGUGUGAUUAGUGUUUUUUGUUAGGCUAAUUAAUUUUGUUAAUUAAAAAUUAAAAAAAGAUAGGAUUUGAGUGCUGAAGUGUCAGGUCAGGUCAGGUGAGUGUGGGUAAUCAUGUUGUGUAAUGAGUCUUGUCUCUUCAUUCUUUGCUGUUUGCCUAAGUCUUUGUUCCAGUCAAAAACUUUCUUUUUACAGCUUUUA
Messenger RNA from Raphanus sativus (radish), 1059 nucleotides. RefSeq lists its product as uncharacterized. Lineage: Eukaryota; Viridiplantae; Streptophyta; Magnoliopsida; Brassicales; Brassicaceae. The transcript has a single exon. Gene Ontology annotation, molecular function: protein binding. The record is from RefSeq and is a predicted model, not a curated record. The coding region runs from base 119 to 754 and encodes 211 amino acids.